CAGGAAUCUGCUGUUUUAUCAUUUAGCUUGGGGAAAAAGAGAGUUUGGAAUCUCUAGCACUGCUCUAAACUGGUUUAAAGUCCCCAUGUGACAAUUUUUGUUAUUUUAAGAAAACGUUCUCAAUAGUGUUUUAAUUAUGAUUAUGAAGUUUUUAACUAAAAUCUCACAACCUAAUUGACUUAAAUGCUAUUUUUCAUGUUGAUCUGAAGCUUUCAUCUGAAAAAUAUCCAGAGGGGCGUGGCUUUUGGGGCUGAGAGGCCUUGAUCAGGACCCCCACUGUCUGAUUAUGGUGGUUCCGUGUCUCGCUAGCGUAAAUCAUCUCCGCUGAUCUCCUUUGAGCUGGUUGUCAGCGCGGAUGAGGAAGUUGAGAGCUUCACGGACCAAACUUUCACAGAUCCUUUACUGCUGCUGUCAAAUGAGCCGCCGUUCAUAUUUCCGUGGUCACAUCAAGAAGCUCCGUGGAGUCUGGUGGAGAUUUCCCAGCAUUCUCAGCUCUGGUACCAUAAGUAUUGUAUGAAACUCACAUAAGAAAAUCCAGUGAUGCUGAUUUGACCACAGAAAUGUGAACGGCAGCUCAUUUGACGGUAGUCAACAGGGUGGAGGAGAAAUGUCUUCACAUGGGUGUGCUCUGAGGCACAGAAGUUUACAUUUAAAUUAUUUUGUCCCACAGUUCAUCUGAGGACAGAAAGUCUUCCAGCAGCUGCUGAACAAUAAAACAUUCAGAUGUUGCUAACUGCUCUUCCGCUCAUGCGUCAGAGACAAAGUUCAGCACAAACAGCUUUCACUUUCACUUACGAGGAAAGAAAGAAGACAAAAAAUGUGGAGGGGGAGAAAAAAAGAAACUAAAGCAGACGACAAUCGAGCAGGUUCUCCCUCUGACACUGAACUCUCGGACAAAGAGGGAAAACUCAUUCUGAUGUUAAAGUGGUCUGAUUCAGCGAAAAGAGACCCACAUCUGCUGAAGAAAUCUAUUAAACCAUGGUUAAAAAAAGAGAAACAAGACUUAAAGUGGUCAGUUAUCAAGAUCCUGGAGGACAACAGUGCUCUGAUAAAGUUUAAACCCCACACAGCUGCAGAUAUUUUUCAGAGAUUACGUGGUAAAGAUCUGCAUCUUCCCGGUAUGCAAACAGUCUCUGUAGAGUCAGUCAUUCUGGACUCACCAAAGCUCAACACUCAAACAUCAGAUGAUGCUUCCAAGACGUCUACUCCAUCUACAUCUGACAAAGAACAGACGAGCAGUCAGAGUGAUACAGAUCACAGCCCAGAACAAGUUGAUCACAGAACUGCAAAAUCCUCAGAUUCCCAGAAAGGAAGUCCAUUAAAACUGGCAACAAACAGAGAAGAACGUAGAGCAGAUGACGAUCCAGCAGCUUCUCUGUCUGAACUCUCGGAUGACACAGAAAAAGAUGGAAAACUCAUAACUCUGGAGUUAACGUGGUCUAAACCAGCAAUAAAGCCCAAAAAAUAUCUACAGAAAGCCCUUAUAGAAUGGUUACAAAACAAAAAUAAAGACAUAAAGUGCUCAGUUGUCACAUUCCAGGAGGUCUACAAUGCUGUGAUAACGAUUGAACCCUCUACAGCUGCAGAGAUUCUUCUGGAAUUAUCUGGUCAAAUUCUGACUCUUAAAGACGGUACAAAAGUCACUGUAGAGUCAGUCGUUCUGGACUCAUCAAAGAUGAAGACUCAGACAGCAGAUGAUGGUCCCUCGACUUCUACUUCAUCUACAUCUGAUCAAUCAUCAAACAGCUGCAAUUCUGAUCAAACAAGUCAGACGGAUGCAGAUGAUCAGGCAGCUGCAGCAUCUUCAGACACCCAGGAAGGGACAACUGAUUGUUCACCAAACCUGAACACUCAGACAGCAGAUGAUGGUUCCUCGACUUCUACUUCAUCUACAAAUGAUCAAUCAUCAAACAGCCCCAAUUCUGAUCAAACAAGUCAGACGGAUGCAGAUGAUCAGGCAGCAGCAGCAUCUGCAGACACCCAGGAAGGGACACCUGAUUGUUCAUCAAACCUGAACACUCAGACAGCAGAUGAUGGUUCCUCGACUUCUACUGCAUCUACAUCUGAUGACUCAGAUACAGAGGAAAACCUGAUAACUCUGGUGUUAAACUGGUCCAAAUCACCUGAAGAACGUCGAGAAUAUCUGGAAAAAUCUUUAGAGAAAUCUCUACAGUCAUGGUUGGAAAGAAAAAAUAAAGACUUGAAGUGCUUAUUGGUCAAGAUCCUUGAAGACAACAAUGCUCUGAUAAAGAUGAAUGAAUUACCAGACGGAAAGAUUCUUACGAAAUUAAAACAUUUAAAUCUGACUCUUGAAGACGAUACAAAAGUCACUGUGAAGUCAGUCGCUCUGGACUCAUCAAACCUGAACCCUCAGACAGCAGAUGAUGGUUCCUCGACUUCUACUGCAUCUACAUCUGAUGUCACAGGACAGAUGAGCGAUCAGAGUGGUCAAGUUUCAAUCCCAAAACAAACUUCUAGUCGUCCCAGAGAGAAAGCUGACAAACCCACUGAAUCAUCAAACAGCUGUAAUUCUAAUCAAACCAGUCAGUUAUACAAAGUUCAUCACACUGCGACAUCUUCAGAUAUUGAAGACGUGAAAGCUGGAGAAGGAUCUAAAGCAGACGACAAUCCAGGAGGUUCUCUGUCUAACGCUAAACUCUCUGCCGAAGGACAGACGAACAGUCAGAACGAUCAACAUUCUGUCUCAACACAAACUCCUUGUGAGCUGAAGUCCAAAGGUGAUCAAAGCAGACAGAGCCCCGUAGUAAAACCUGCUGAAACAUCUUCAGGGACUCAGAAAGGAAGUAAAGGAAAAACGAAGAAAGAAGGAGAAACAAAACCAGAUGAGAAUCCACCAAGUUCUCUUUCCAACGCUGAAGUCGCAGUUAAAACAGAAAAAGAUGAAGUUCCAAUAACUUUGGUGUUGAAGUGGUCCAAACAACCUGAAAAACAGCAAAAAUCUCUGGAGAAAUCUCUACAAUCUUGGUUCAACAAAAUCGGAAACAAAGACUUAAACUGUUCAGUAAACAAAAUCCUUGAAGGCAAGAAUGCUCUGAUAAAGAUUUCACCCCCUCCAGGUUUGGAUAUUGUUCUGAAAUUAUCUGGUGAAAUUCUGACUCUUAGAGACGGUUCAACAGUCACUGUAGAGUCACUCAUUCUGGACUCAUCAAAGCUGAACCCUCAGACAGCAGAUGAUGUUUCCACCACUUCUACUGCAUCUACAACUGAUGACACAGGACAUGUGAGCGGUCAGAGUGAUCAAGUUUCUGUCUCAAAUCAAACUUCUGGUGAUGAUAAAAAUAAGUCUAAAAAUGGAGUUGGUCCUGACACUAUUUUAGGACAGAAGAGAACCCAGAAUGACCCGGAUUCUGCAGCAGAAAUCUCUCCUGAAAAGCGACAAAAGCAGAAUCAGGAAGAUUCUGUGUCUGUUCCAGUGAAUUUCUUCUGGUAUGUGAGCAGAGUCUACAAGGAUGAAAUCAAGAGCAUAGAAGAAGAGACUGGAUGUGAAAUGGAUGCAACUGUGAACGUCACAUUUAAAGGUGGAAGUCAGGACAAAGCUCUCUCUGAAUUCACAAACCUCGUCCAGAAAUGCUUGAAUGAACCCAUAGAGUCAGUUAUUCCUGUCCAGGAUGUAAGUCCAGAACGGUGCAGUGAGGCGUUCAAGCUCAUCCAGAAAAAUGAGAAAAAAGCUCUGCUCACUCUGACUCCUAAAGAAAUAACUGUAUGUGGACCAGACAGCGACCAGUUAAAGAGAGUUCUUGAAAGAAAUGAAAAACCUGAACUGCUGCAUGACGACACCCCCAUGAAGAUAAAAAUGACCAUCAAAGAUCCUCUCAGUGAUGCAGGAAUAACGAUGGAGGAGAGUUCCUGGAGGAAAUUAAAUGUUGGUCAUUAUGACAAAAUAAGAAAGAUUAAAGAAAAGUUUGAUGUGGACUUUAGAGAGUUCAGGAUGGAUGGAGGUAAAGUUCAGGUGAAAGCUUCUUACAACAAUCCUGAAGGAAACCCCAGCAUGGAGAUUCAUGCUGUCAGAGCUCUUCUUCGUCUUUACCAGAAAAGUGUCACAUCAUGUCUGAACUACAAGAACCUUCAAGGAGCCUCUGGAAUCAGUCAUCAGCCAAAAAUCCUUGAAGACAAGCCAGAAAAGAGAUCAACCACUGAAGGAGGAGCCACAGGAGGAGACAGCACAGAGGAAAACUGUCCCAUCUGUUUUUCUCCGUUUACUGAUAAGGAAAGUCUGAGCUGCAAACACGAGUUUUGUAAGUUAUGCCUGCAGGAAGCAGAGAAGAGCAGUGGACCCAUCUGUCCUGUCUGCAGAAAAGUCUUUGGUAUCAUUCAGGGAAAUCAGCCAGAUGGAACCAUGACGUGGAUGAAGAGUUCUGCUCCAGUUCCUGGUUUCCCUCACUGUGGAACCAUCAUCAUCACCUACAGUAUUCCAAGUGGAAGACAGACGGAGAAGCAUCCGAUACCUGGACUGUACUAUACUGGUACAACUAGAACAGCAUAUCUUCCAGACAACAAAGAGGGUAAUGAAGUUCUGAUGCUGUUGAAGAAAGCCUUUGAUCAGAAGCUGAUCUUCACCAUCGGGGCUUCAAGAACUACUGGCUAUGAAGACCAGGUGACCUGGAGCAACAUUACUCAGAAAACGAGCUUGUAUGGAGUACCAGGCAGUUAUGGAUAUCCUGAUCCGAACUACCUGAGCAGAGUGAGGGAGGAGCUGAAGGCCAAAGGCAUUGAGUGAAUGUGACGCCAGGAGAUUUCAUCAUUAAAUCAGAGCCAAACAGAAUGAUUAAAGAAUUCUAACUGACAAAAAAGGAAUUAACUUUCAAAAAUGAACAGAAAACAAUUGUUUUUUUGUGAUUUAAGGAAUCAUCUAAGACCACUUUAGAUUUAUUUAAGCUGCAAAUGGUUCCGAUAUUAGCAGGCACAACCUCGAAGGAAUAAAAAAUUGCGAUUUGUUUGCUUUCCUUUUUGUGAUUGUAAGAUUGUGUCAAGAAUGAUCUUUAAAUUAAAUUAGAUUCUGAGUUUAUAAACCUUCAGUGAUUUGGUUUGAUGUUUGCUCAAUAAAUGACAAAAUGAAACAACAUUACAGUUUUUACUUUUCCAAAACUUUUAUGGCAAUAUCUUGACCAGCUCACAAAAGUCAUGUUCAUGGUCAUAAUUUUCAUAACACUUAAGCAAAAAAAAAAAAAAAAAC
Molecule: messenger RNA, 5194 nt
Organism: Oryzias melastigma (Indian medaka)
Lineage: Eukaryota; Metazoa; Chordata; Actinopteri; Beloniformes; Adrianichthyidae
Product: serine-rich adhesin for platelets
Exons: 27
Coding region: 818-4738 (1306 amino acids)
Biological process (GO): Notch signaling pathway; protein ubiquitination
Molecular function (GO): metal ion binding
Source: RefSeq, a predicted model, not a curated record